Molecule: messenger RNA, 1534 nt
Organism: Chara braunii
Lineage: Eukaryota; Viridiplantae; Streptophyta; Charophyceae; Charales; Characeae
Source: the annotation of a GenBank genome assembly
GGUAGUACGAAAGCGAAGACGAAGAGAUUGGAGGAGGAGAUGCUGAGAUUUCAAAAGGAGAAGAUGAUGUUGCUAGAGAGAGAGGAGGAAAGGAGGGCUGCAGAGGAAGAAGCAGCAGCAGAGGAGGAGGAAGAAGAAGAAGAAGAGCCCCUUGAAAGAAGACGUGGAGAAGAGAGUGGGGAAGCAAGUGGCACGAAGGAGGAGGACAGAUGGAGGGAGAAGAAGAUUGGUGAAUGGGUGGCUAACUUAUCUUUGGGAGAAGAUGAAGAGGCACAGUUAUAUGUGUCGCAGGAGGAGAGGGAGGCGUUUGUCAGGGCCCUGGAGCUGAUAGAGGAUCCCCUGGAACGCCAGGCGACAGACGAUGAGAAAACGUUGGAGUGGAAGUUGAAGAUGAUGAGAGAAAAAAAGAGGAGGGAGGAAGCCAGUAGAAUAGCCGGGGAGGUUGAGCGAGUGCGAACCGGCAGGCAGGAGUUGCAGGCCCAAAUAGAGGUCUCUGCCAAGCUAGGCAAGAUGAUGAGCUUCCUGGAAGUCUUGAGUGAGGCCUGGCUAGAGGAGCACCAGGCCCACGGAGAUGGCAUUAGGCCUGAGGACAAUAAGAUAGCGGCGAUUAGAGAUUGGACGACGCCCCGCACGUUGAUAGAGUUGCGAUCGUUCCUAGGCCUAGCCAACUACUAUAGAAAGUUCGUGAGGAACUUCUCUACUAUUGCCGUUCCCCUUCACAGGUUGCUCAAGAAAAAGGCAAUCUGGCAGUGGGAUAAAGAUUGUACGUCUGCGCUAAAGAAGUUAAAGCGCGCAUUGAUAGAGUACCCUGUCCUCAAGGUAGCAGAUCCGUCCUUGCCAUUUGUCGUCACCACGGACGCAAGCCAGUAUGGGAUAGGCGUCGUGUUACAGCAAGACGAUCGCAAUGGCUAUAGACCUGUAGAGUUCAUAUCAGCGAGGAUGCCCUCAGAGAAGGUUGCUACCUCGACGUACGAGAGAGAACUCUACGCUCUCAGGCAGGCUUUAGAGCACUGGAAGCAUUACCUACUUGGGAGGCACUUCAAAGUGUACUCCGACCAUGAGACUCUUCGAUGGUUGAAGACACAGGCCAAGGUCACACCUAAGUUGACUAGUUGGGCCGCUGAGAUAGACCAAUAUGACUUCGAGCUCAAGCCUGUGAAAGGCAAGUACAAUGUAGUUGCGGAUGCUCUGAGUAGGAGGUCAAACUACUUUGGAGCCAUAGUUCACUAUCUGGACAUAGGGCGUGACCUGCAAGAGAAAGUCUAACAGGCGUAUGCGCAGGACCCUAUCUAUAGUGACCUCCUCAAGAAGGUUAAGGAGGCCCCAGAGACCGAGUCAGAUUACCGCACUACAAAGGGGUUAUUAUUUGAGAAGACUAAUGUCGUAGAUCGCCUGUGCGUCCCCAACAGUGAGGAGAUCCGUAGUUUGAUCUUAGGGGAAUGUCACGAUACAGAGGGACAUUUCGGUUGGCAGAAGACUUAAGCCAAUAUUACGCACGCGUACACAUGGCCAGGAAUGAAAAACGACUGCAUAG